GGCGGUCGCACCUGCGCGAGUUGGGGGAAGGAGGAGGGGCGAGGUGACGCAGGCGUAAUAAUAGAGAAGGUGCCAGAAAGAUCCAAAACAAGUGGCUGCGGCCGUCGCCCAGGAGUCAUCAGACGCCGGAUUCCGGCCCUGGCUCGAGCUUGUUCCACCCCCUUCCCCGGGUAUGGCGCUGUCUGGGUCGACCCCUGCCCCGAGCUGGGAGGAGGAUGAGUGCCUGGACUACUACGGGAUGCUGUCGCUUCAUCGUAUGUUCGAGGUGGUGGGCGGGCAGCUGACUGAGCGCGAACUGGAUCUGCUGGCCUUCCUGCUGGAUGAGGCCCCCGGCGCCGCCGGAGGCCUGUCCAACGCCCGUAGCGGCCUGGAGCUGCUGCUGGAGCUGGAGCGCCGCGGGCAAUGCGACGAGAGCAACCUGCGACUCCUAGGGCAACUCCUUCGAGUGCUGGCCCGGCAUGACUUGCUACCACACCUGGCGCGCAAGCGGCGCCGGCCAGUAUCUCCAGAACGCUAUAACUAUGGCACCUCCAGCUCUUCUACAAAGAGGUCGGAGGGCAGCUGCCGUCGCCGUCGGCAGUCUAGCAGCUCUUCAGAUGUUCAGCAGGACCAGUGGGAGACAGGCUCUCUCCCAACCAAGCGGCAGCGGCGGAGUCGGGGCCGGCCCAGUGGUGGUGCCAGACGGCGACGGAGAGGGGGCCCAGCCGCCUCUCGGCAGCAGCAGGAGCAGGCCAGACCCGCUUCGGAAGGCAAAGUGACCUGCGACAUCCGGCUCAGGGUGCGAGCAGAGUACUGCGAACAUGGGCCAGCCUUGGAGCAGGGUGUGGCAUCUCGGCGGCCCCAGGCACUGGCACGGCAGCUGGACGUGUUCGGGCAGGCCACGGCAGUGCUGCGCUCCCGAGACCUGGGCUCCGUGGUGUGUGACAUCAAGUUCUCGGAGCUCUCCUAUCUGGACGCCUUCUGGGGGGACUACCUGAGUGGCGCCCUGCUGCAGGCCCUGCGGGGCGUGUUCCUAACUGAGGCCCUGCGGGAGGCUGUCGGCCGGGAGGCUGUCCGCCUGCUGGUCAGCGUGGACGAGGCUGACUAUGAGGCCGGCCGGCGCCGCCUGCUGCUCAUGGAGGAGGAAGGGGGACGGCGCCCAUCAGCGGCCUCCUGAUCCUGGAUCUGGCAGGACUGACCCCACCUUCUAGCUUUCGGGCCACCUUCCCGAGAGGAUAAAGACCAUCUCUGCUCCUAGGGGACUGUCACUCCAGCAGCUUUGAGGGCUGAGACAGACAGAUGGCCAGCCCCCGUGACACUCUGGCUCAUUGACAGCUUCUCUGACAGGAUGUGGGCUCUGAGGCCUAAACCACUUCCAGCUGAGUUUCCUUCCCAAGCUCCCCCCACCCCCACCCUCAGGUGUGUUUUUUCAGCUCCAGGAGGCCAGGGGUUCCAGCAUGUAGAUUCCAAAGGAAAGGGCACACAGCCACAUAGUCACUAAGGGCCUCCUGCAUAUUGUGUCCUUGACCCUGGGCUGUGUGCACACAUUGUCCCCUGGAAGUCUCUCUUGGGCUCUUGUUCUGGCCUGCUCCACACACUUAUUUGGCUUAAGGGCUUCUCUCUCAGGAUCUCUGAUUUUACUGCCCCCAACCCUGGGCUUCAGCCACCCCUGGCACUGGAGCUGGGGCACACACGGGGCCUGUUCACCUUACCCACACAUCUCUGCAGCCUGCCAGGGCUCUGCCCACCUUCCACAAACAGACCUGGCACUCCACCUUCCCCUGCUCCCCAGAGCUGGGCACGGACUUGCACAAGGACCUACCUGCACCCAGUGUGAGGUGUGUUGUUAGCAGUUGCCAGACGGUGUGUGCUGUUGCCCACGGGGCCAGGACCAGAAGCCAACUGCUUUCUCAGAAGGAGAAAGGCAAAGGCUUGGGGGCUGAUGGGAAAGGUCUUUUAUAAAUGGUACCAAUAAAACUGCCCUGGAAGGGGCGUGGAUGGGCA
Molecule: messenger RNA, 1983 nt
Organism: Phyllostomus hastatus (greater spear-nosed bat)
Lineage: Eukaryota; Metazoa; Chordata; Mammalia; Chiroptera; Phyllostomidae
Gene: DEDD2
Product: death effector domain containing 2
Exons: 5
Coding region: 173-1156 (327 amino acids)
Biological process (GO): extrinsic apoptotic signaling pathway via death domain receptors; apoptotic process; regulation of apoptotic process
Cellular component (GO): nucleolus
Molecular function (GO): protein binding; DNA binding
Source: RefSeq, a predicted model, not a curated record